Messenger RNA from Chilo suppressalis (striped riceborer), 9111 nucleotides. NCBI's taxonomy places the organism in Eukaryota, Metazoa, Arthropoda, Insecta, Lepidoptera, Crambidae. The record is from the annotation of a GenBank genome assembly.
AGCAGGCACUCUCGCACAAUCACCCGCUCGCCCUCCUGGACGCGCCCGCCCUCUAGCCCCGUGAGUGACACCACACACUGCCUCUUGCCAGCAGGCACUCUCACACAAUAACCCGUUCGCCUUUCUGGCAGCGCCCACCUUCUAGCUCCGUGAGUGAUCCCACACACUGCCCUUUGACAGCAGGCACUCACACAAUAACCCGCUCGCCCUCUAUAUUUCCGUGAGUGACAUCACAUACUGCUCCCUGACAGCAGGCACUCUAACACAAUAACCCGUUUGCCCUUCUGGCCGCGCCCGCCCUUUAGCCCCGUGAGUGACACCACAUACUGCCUCCUGACAGCAGGCAUUCUCACACAAUCACUCUUUGGUCCUCCUGGCAGCACCCACCUUCUAGCUCCGUGAGUGAACCCACACACUGCCCUCUGACAGCAGGCACUCUCACACAAUAACUCGCUCGCCCUCCUGGCCGCGCCCGCCCUCUGACCCCGUAAGAGAUACCAUAUACUGCUCUCCGACAGCAGGCAUUCUCACACAAUAACCCGCUCGUGCUCCUGAGGACUUACCGCCACGUUCUUAUCUACUAAGUAGACAGAGAAGAUAAGAUCUGUGGGUUGUGAGCCUAGUUUUUUGAGUCACAUAAAGAUUACCCCCAAGUAAAAUAUGUAUUUCAAAUACUUGCUUUUGUUCCAAGGAUUUGUUUUUCCCGGUACCGGUAAUCAUUUUACUUCAUUAGGUUGGUGAUUUUAUUCCAAGUGCCUAUGUUUGGUGAGUAGGGAAUUGUUUGGGGAAAAAAUAGUGACAAUAGCUACCACUUACGCCUUCUAUUUCGAAAGUAGGUUAUCAAGAAUGAUGAAUGAACACUCAUUUAACGGUCCUUAUCCUUUCACUUACCACAUGCACCUACAUUUCACCCCAAAUUCUCCGAUUUACCAUAGAACAUACACAGUUGUUACUUUUCCAAUCUCUAGAUUUACUUUACCUGUGAUACCCAAACUUGCUGCUCCAUUUUCUGUUAAUUUAAGGUAAGUGCUCUUAUUGUUAUUUGCAAACGAUGUUGUUAACAUGAUCGUUAAAAAUUAAUUGCCUGUUAUUACUCCCAGAAUACUAAAUUUAUUUUUUAAUAUUUUAUUUUUAUUGAGUGUCUGUAGCAAGAUUUAGAAUUAGAUAAAAUGUACCUAAGUAAACAGCCACUUAAAUAAAUAAUACACGAAAACUUCUGACAGUAUUUUUUUUAUAAUAAUAGUAGGAUUACGGAAUUUUCUUACUGGUAAAGAUCCAACAUUAUUAUACACAGUUCUCCUGUUCAAUUCGAACAUAUGUUUAUGUUUACUAUAUAAAUGUACACUUUCACAAGUUUCCUGUUCAAUGCUCUUCACUAGUGUUUAUGUACACAUAUAAUCUUUGGGUUCUUCCACGAUCUAAUUCUAUUGUUUUGUACAAACAUUUGUUUGCUACUCAGCGUGAUCCUAUUGAAUCGACUAAGUGUUGACUUAAAAUUACAAAGGUAAACCAAUAUUAUUAGUAUCGGAGGGUAACCCAAAUCAAGAAAUGUGAGUGUCAGUUUGGCCAUUAUAUAUGUUGUUUCGUUUUGUUAAUGUAUCAAUGUCCAAGAGUGAGAGGGAAGCAUUGCAUUUUAUCGUAUCUUUCAGGUAUUUAACAGUCACAUACCGCCGGAGUCCUACAGAUCAAAGGUUUAUAUCAAGUUAAAGAUCAUAAGCAUGUGUAGUGCUCGAUUCGGCUGAACACACAAAAUAACAAAUACUGCAUGGUUGUCGACUUCUUUCUGCAUAAUGUUUCAAUUCAUUAUGCAUCCUACAUUUAAUGCAUCGUUUCAAAUAAUCUUUACAGCAUCAAAAUAAAAUGACUAUUUAAGCUUUCGCUACAAAAAACGGAAUAUCGCUUUAUGCUAUUGUGAAAUAAUAUUUUCUGGUGUUGGUCUAUUAUAGCGCUUUCAAUGAAUAAAUGUCAAUACAGUGAUUUUUUAAGUUCGUCUUCAGUUCAUUGUAGUCUAGUCAUUUUAUUUUGUUUCUCUGGUAGUUUCAGAUAGCAAAUUGUUUGUACUCAAGCACAUUUUUUUUUACACGCUGAUUUAUUAUUGCGAUUUUCAAGCAUCUACCAUAUCAUUUAUUUAAUAUGAUCUAUUUUCAUGUAGUUAGUUAACUAAAUCUACAAUAGCGUAAACAUCUAAAUGAGAAAGAUAGUUAUGAAUGCACAUAAAAAUAACUGUUGUGUUGUGCGUCGUGAUCUGCAUGCGUUUUGUGUGUGAAUGUUUAUUACAAACACUACCACUUUAUUACUACGAUAUAUUUAAUGAAUUCCUUAGAAUUACUUACUUUUACAAGUUUCAAUCAUAAUAUUUUAAAACUUUAAUAUUUUUAAUUAUAGCCAACAAACACCUACACUAACAUUGAGUGACCGAUGCGUUUUUAUUUUGUUAUUGUUUAAAUAUCAGCACCAUUGGCUGCUUGAGAUGAAUAGGCUCUUUGUCAUGAAAAAUAAUGUACUAAUUGUUGGCAACUGUACUUAAUAAGAAUAUUAGCAGCUAUUUCACUAUUCUGAAAGAAUAAAUAUUAAUAACUUUUCUAGAAAAUCAUUAAAAACAAAUGAUUUUUUUUUGCUCCAUGGUCACGUGACUAAAACGCCUGCGAUUGGCCAAGACUAAAAUGACGUCACACGCUAGUAAACUUCCUUCCAAAGUGACAUUAUGUCGUAUCGUUUGACGUUUUAAUGACAGUCGUGUGACGUUACACACUAGUGAGACGCCAUUAUGGUCAGGAAAGCAUAUUCGCGGCAACUUGAAAAUUGAAUUUCAAUUUAGUUUUUUUACUGAAUUACACAAAAGAAUAAAAAAUAUCCACUUUUUAUGGACUUCAUAAACAUUAGAAAAUAACGUGCGAUCGUUUUCUAAAACUUGUCGAAUACCGUAUUGGUAGAAUUUGUGUCACUGACAAUAUUGCCAAAGAAGAAGAACUAAGAAUUUAUUAUGGACCUUCUUUUAUGUUAGUAUCAAUUAUUACGUCAUUAGACACAGGAGCCAGGAGCAAAAUGUAAUUUAUUAUAUGUAUUAUAGAUUUAUAACUUAAUAGGAUCAAUAAUAAUUUUCAAAUUAUAAUUGAAAUAUAGUUUUAUGGCACUGAUAUUGUAGGACAUUUCAGCUAUCAAUACGUCAUGUUACAUUUAGCGCUUUGCAUAAUUUUCAUUUUUCUGCACGAAAUAACGCUAGAUUAUGAAAUGGUAAAAUGGAACAUACUUUUCUUAAAAAAAAAGGUCCAUUAAUUGCUAAUAAGGAGCUUAUUCUGAAUAUAACUAAACGGAGUCUGGGAUAAUUUUGAAACAAAUUUAAUAAAAAUUAAUUUUAAAAGGCUGAGUAGAUCUUUAUAUCAGGGUAGACAAAGUGGGUAUUUUUGGCCUUUACUCGACCGCAGCAGAAUAACGUAAAGAGGGCAACCUUCCACCUUGAAGUACUCCCACUAUACCUAAGCCCUUCAUUUAGGGUCGAACGACUUUUGGUCGCGUCCAAAUCUUUUUGUCUUUUGAAUAGGAGAUACUAGAGGGUUCAAGAAUGUUUCGGACGGAAAUGUAUUAAUCUGCCGGUUUGCAUGGUGUGGAGUGGCUGUAAGAAGGGGUGGAAAAUAGGGGGACAAAAUAUUUGAAAGAUGUUAUAUGGGUACCCUCCAGUAGCUAUUAUUUAAAAGACUGACAAAUUGAACGCGACUAGAAGUCAUGGCCGAUUGAUGUUUUUUUUGCUGCACUAGACACUCGACCCUAUAUAAAGAGCUCAGGUAUGGUUGGAUUACUUCAAAAGGUAAGCAAAAUUGCCCCCUUAUGUUAUUCUGCCACGCUCGUAAAUCCCAAAAUCCACGCUUGGGCUUGUACUAUUAAAUACUGUUCCGAUGCAAAUAAUAUUCUCAAUAAGUCCGAUUUUGAAAAGAUUUGUUUCAAAAUAAUCCGAAGCUUCGCUUACAUACAUUCAGGGUGUCUUUUUAAAGUUAUAAAAUUUUGCAAACUUGAGUUUGUUUUGCUAGCACUUCACAUGGCUAUUCGUAUUUGCUGUUUGUACAAUCGGCAGCGGUAUAUUCAUAUCAUGCUCUAUAUUAUAGAAAAUAAAAAGGAGAGACUGCUGUCAUAGUUACAAAUAGCAAAAUAUUAACUCUGUGUAAGUGCUAGCAUGUCAAUAGCGGCAGUGUAUGAUGAGUUAUGUCUGCGCCAGAAGUCGGACUCGCUGGGCAAGCUGUACGAGAUGGACGACGCGCCCGAGCGGCGCGGCUGGGUAGAGCGGUUACUGGCUUUUAUGGAAGAGCGGCGCACACCUAUCGCUGCCUGUCCGACUAUAUCCAAGCAGCCGCUCGACCUGUACCGACUGUAUCUGCUAGUGCGCGAGAGGGGCGGCUUUGUGGAGGUGACAAAAAACAAAACGUGGAAAGACAUAGCCGGCCUCCUAGGCAUCGGCGCUUCCUCUUCCGCCGCUUACACUCUUCGCAAGCAUUACACUAAGAAUUUGCUUGCGUACGAGUGCCAUUUCGACCGCGGCGGUAUAGAUCCUCAGCCGAUCAUCAACCAAGUGGAGGCGUCUACUAAGAAGAAGAGCGGCAAGUCCAAUAGCAACAAUAGUGCAGGGUCAUCGAAUUCCCAAGAGCAAUCAUUCCCCGCGGGCGGGGGCGGCGGCGGCGCGGCCAUGGAUGGCUACAGCGGACAGUACGCCGGCUACCCGCCCCAACCAAAUCAGCAACAAGGCGGUGGGCCGGGCGGGGACAACCUCGCCGCCUCCAAUCCCUUCGACGAGCCGCCGGGGCCCAGGAGACCCCCAGGUUACCAACAAGGUUACGGGUACGAAUACGGAUCUCCUUAUCAGCCAAAUAGGCCGGUUUACCCUCCCUACGGACCCGAUGGUGACAGAGGGUACCGUGGCGGCGAGUACCAGUACGGCGGGUACGGGGGCGCGUACCGCGCGGGUCCUGGCGGCGCCGGUCCGGGUCCCGGCCCGGCGGGGACUCCGCCCCCCGCCCAGCCCUACUCGGAGUACUACCGGGGCCCGCCGCACCCCCCGCACCCGCCGCAUUCGCCGCACCCGCCCCAUCCGCCGCAUCAACCCCAUCAACCUCAUCAACCACACCAACCGCAUCAACCGCCCUCGCAUGAGAUAACGGGGUCGCAGAACCUAAUGAGCUCGCAACUCGCUCGCCAGCUGGUCGCGCCGCUGCCGCCGAACCCCAGACCCUACUACGGCGGGGGUAAGCCGAUGGGAGCGGGGCCCGCGGGGGCGGCGGUGCAGGGCGCUCCCCGGAGACACCCGGACUUCGCGAAAACAGAAGGCGGCGGUUAUACGGGCGGCACGGGUGCGGUAGCGGGCGGCGUUGCGACGGCGGGGCCGAACGCGAGCGCGGGCGGCGCGCGGUUCCCGCCCGCCUGGCCGCCCUCCUUCCCGCGCGCCCAACCGCCCUCGCCGCAGCCGCCGUGGCGACCGCCGCCGCCCGCGCAACCGCCCGCCGCGUGGCCGCACCAACCGUACCAGCAACAGACAUCUGGGGCGGCGUGGAUCGGCGCGCCGCGACCGCCCUUGUCGGAAGCCGUUACCUCUCCUGGUACUGCGCCAGGAAUCGGCGCUGGACAAAUAAAAAGAGAAUUGACAUUUCCCGCCGAGUGCGUGGAAGCGACAGUACCAACGGGUGAGAAGCGGCGGAGGUUAACGAAAGCCGACGUCGCGCCCGUUGACGCGUGGAGAAUAAUGAUGGCGCUCAAAUCGGGCCUGCUCGCCGAGACGUGUUGGGCGCUCGACAUCCUGAACAUUCUCCUGUUCGACGACAACUGCAUAAGUUACUUCGGGCUGCAGCACAUGCCCGGCCUGCUAGAUUUACUGCUGGAACACUUUCACAAGAGUCUCAGCGACGUGUUUGACGCGCCCGUCCAAGAGGACGAGCCUUGGUACGCGCCGCCCAAGAGUCCCGAGCCGGUGACGGCGGGCGAGCGGCGGAAAGUGACGCCGCCCGAUCCCUCGGAGCGCGUGCGGCUGCUCUCCGGCGACAACUAUACGAUGGAGACGCGCCGCCGGCAGCCCGUCACGUACCGGCCCGACGACGAGCUGUUCGCGCCCGACGACGCAGCCGAGCCCGACCACGUGGAGGACAUCCUCGACCCCUGGCAGUUCGGCGGCGAGGGUGGCGCCGCGCACCUCAUGCCCUGCCUUCGCCCAGAGGCCGUGCACCUGCCCUUCGUGCGUGUCAUGUCCCCUCGCCGCGACCUCGCGCCUGCGACCACCAUCGCGACCGCGACCGCGUGCUCACCCGCGCCCGCGACCGCACCUUCUACUCCCAGUACCGCCGCGCCCACUCCAGCACCCGCGCCCGCGCCGCCACCCGACCCCGCGCCCGAACCGCCCGCCCCGCCCUCCUCCACCGCCGCCGCCGCCUCCGCCGACUGCGAUAACCUCGAGGCGGAGCCCAUGGAGCUGGAGCCCGAGCGCCGGCCGAACCUCCUAGUGCGGGACCCCGCCGGCGUGCUCAAGCGCCGCCGGCUCGAGGACUACGAGGAUGAGUGUUACACGCGCGACGAGCCCAGUCUCAACCUAGUGGACGACACGCGCGACACGCUCGCCAAGCGGUGCAUAGCGCUGUCGAACAUCCUGCGCGGGCUGACGUUCGUGCCCGGCAACGAGGCGGAGUUCUCGCGGUCGAGCUCGUUCCUGGCGGUGGCGGGCAAGCUGCUGCUGUUGCAUCACGAGCACGCGCCGCGGGCGGCCCGUGCGCGCGCGUACGAGCGGGCGGCGCGCGAUGAGGCGGACGCGGACGCGUGCUGCUCAAGCUUACGCGGUGGCGCCGAGUGGUGGUGGGAGGCGCUCGCGCAGCUGCGGGAGGAUGCGCUCGUGGCAUGCGCCAACAUCGCCGGCGGCGUGGAGCUGGCCGGCCAGCCCGAGGCGGUGGCGCGCCCGCUGCUCGACGGUCUGCUGCACUGGAGUGUGUGCCCCGCGGCCGUGGCGGGUGACGCGCCGCCCGCCGCCGCCGCCUCCUCGCCGCUCUCGCCGCGCCGGCUCGCGCUGGAGGCGCUCUGCAAGCUGUGCGUGACGGACGCAAACGUGGACCUGGUGCUGGCUACGCCGCCGCGCGGGCGCAUCGCGGCGCUGUGUGCGGGGCUGGCGCGUGACCUGUGCCGGCCCGAGCGGCCUGUGGUGCGCGAGUUUGCCGUCAAUCUGCUGCACUACCUGGCGGGCGCGGGCGGCUCGGCGGCGCGCGACGUGGCGCAGCACGCACCCGCAGUAGCGCAGCUCGUCGCCUUCAUCGAGCGCGCCGAGCACACGGCGUUGGGCGUCGUCAACCAGCACGGCGUGGCGGCGUUGCGCGACAACCCCGAUUCGAUGGGCACGUCGCUGGACAUGCUGCGCCGCGCUGCCGCCACGCUGCUGCGGCUCGCCGAGCACCCGGAGAACCGCCCCUUGAUCCGGCGGCACGAGCGCCGCCUGCUGGCACUCGUGAUGAGCCAGAUCCUGGACCAGAAGGUAGCGCACGAGUUGGCCGACGUGCUAUACCACUGCAGCCAGCGGCGGCCGGAGGACGGGCGCGACGCGUAGGCCGCGAGAGACUGAUACCUGUCGGUACGUGUACAUAUAGUGUUACGGUGCGCCGCCGCCCGUCGACUCGUCGCUCCGAGAUCGUUCAAGCCGGUGUCUGACGUGUUAGCCUGUACGAUUUUGUUAUUUAUGUCCAUGAUGUUUUAUUUACGAGAAUGUCGAUGUGCUAUAAUCGAUUUCUAUUGUUCGACCGGAGAAAAGAUGUAUUAUAACUCGUAAUUUUGAUUUUUAUAAUAAAAUGGGACUUGAAUCUGUUUAUUGGUUUUAUGAUGGAGAUUUUAUACCGAGUACCUUUAGCGCCUUUGUCUAUAAGAGAAUCCGUAGUGGAGAGUGUGAGGAGCUUAUGUGGGCUAUAAGUUUUAAUUAAGUUUAAUGUGAAUUAUUACAAUAAUCUAUAAUAUAUUGAAAUUGAAUCUGAAUUUUAUUUAUUUAUUUUGUGAAUUGGCAUUUUAUGAUUUUGUACACCUUAAUAAAAUUCACAUUUUAAAAUAAAUGACAGACUUAAAAACUAUUAUUCUCUUGGGUUCUUGAUGUACUUUUUGACCUGUUUAUGGAGAUACUAACUAUAUGUUUCAUAAAUCUACACAGACUCAUUCAACUUAAAGAGUGGGACUCAAAUGUAGUGUUCAAAAUUUUAUACACAGUGCAUAUCUGUUCCAACUAAGUGUAUAUAAACAACAUUGUAUUUUUUAUUAAUAAAAGGUAUAAUAUUUCGAAGAAAUUAAAAUCAAUACAAAGAAAGAGUUAAUAAUUGUGAUGUGCAUGCACAUCUAAGACAAUUAUUUAUUGAAUGAGCAAUUUGUGAAAUAAUUACUUUUUAACAAUCUUGUUUGAUAAAUUUAUCGGAGUAUCUAUUUCUUAUUUACUCUAAUUUAGUCAGAGUUCUAUUAGAAUGCCGUAGUAGACAAUUUAUUUUACUACCUAUAGUGGAAAUUAAAGAUAUUAUUAUUAAAAUUAUUUUACAGAAAACGGCCGCACUCAGAAAUGUGAAUUAAGUUUUAAGUGUGAUUAAUAUUGGUGGUCUCUCUUUCAUUAUGAUAAAUUUAGAGUAAGACAGCUUGUGACUUUAAAUGACAUUAACUAGACUACCCCAAAUUAGGUGGUAGGGAAAAGAACAAAAAAAUUAAAUAACAGUAAAGGGUUAUGUCGUAACUGGUAUAAGCACCAUUAGUGCGUGGGAUAUAGCAGACAGAUAUAUAACACACUCAUUCCAAUUUCGAUUUAUAAUGCUUUAUUUUAUACAAAUUUCACAAAUAUAAAUUUUUUACUCUUGCACAUCCUCAUGAGUAAAAAUUUAUCUGAAAUUCAGAAAAAAUAAAGAAGCCUAUUAAUUUCACACGUGUGACCAUAUAGAGCCCAUAUAGAAUUUCGAUAUAUUAGUAGUUUUUUCGUAAUAUUUGGAGAUAGAAUUGAAAACUUUCUGAUCAUUGUCGAACGUAGACUACUGUACAACAGUCUAAUUAUUCUGUUUUUCUAGCGGUCUUUAUUUUAAAUCUAAAGAAAAUGUUUCUAGAAAAAAAUCCACGGGGACCAGGCAGCAGACGGGACUC